GACGGCAGCGUCCUUUUCCGAGAGAUGGCGGAAGUUGCAGACGACGCACAUUUCUUUUUUCUCCCCCUCUCCCUGGAUCCUCCCUCCAUGCCGUCUGCUCCCGGUCGCGUCGUUGCCGGCGGCCCAUCGCGUCCUCGCAUCGUUCCAAUGGUGCCGCCGGUACCGCCGCGGCCAGUUUGACGGAGACGCCGGGUUCGCGCCGCCGCACCAGCAUGGCUCUGCUGAGCAAGUACGCGCAGCUACUGGAAUACCACCUCCCGUACAACUGCUACGAGAUAGGACACACAUGGACGCCGCACUGCUCCGAGGCGUCGGUGUACGUCGGCCUGAACGCCUUCAAGGAGUCCAUGAAAAUGUACCUGCCCUUGUACGCGGCGUCACUGGUGUAUAGCAACCGCUACGACAAGAAGGCCGUCCGGAAGACCCUGCAGGGGGCGCUUAUCUCGUCUUUCUUCCUGAGCUUCAACGCCUUUGCCUUCAUCGCCGUUUUCUGCUCACUCAGGAAAUUGGUAGGCCGGUUCAACUUUCUGAAUGCGUCCUACCUUCCCGGUUUCCUGGCUAGUCUCAUGGCCAUCCUGCUGGAACGGAAGAGCAGGAGACAAGCAUUGGCCAUCUAUGUGUGCAAUGUUGCUUCCGAGACGAUAUUCCGGAUGAAGGUGUCCCGGAACGAGGUGCAGCCCGUGAAGCAUGGAGAGGUGAUCUUGUUCAGCGUCACGACUGCACUCUUCAUGUAUCUUAUCAGGCGCAGUGGUUACUUGAACGACCCGGUCAGCAAGGCCUUCCAAUUUAUUGUGGGCAAGGAAGAGUUCGUAAAGGGAUCGUCGAGCCCUAGUCCCCUGGGCUCUCCCACCCCGCCUUCGUCGGUGGACGCGUCGGACAACGCGGGCCCCGCGACGCAGGAGCUUCAGGCGGCCUGGGCGUACGCCUCGCAGGUCCUGGACGACCAGAGCUCCUGGACGCAGAAGCAGCUGGCCGCCCUGGGACUCAACUCGCGCCACUGGUCUUGCGGGCACAAGAGGGGUUGCCUCGCGCAUGUGGCACACGGCUUCGUGCGGCCUUUCCUGGUCGGCUGCGGCGUCCGCAUCCUGUUUCGGCUAGUGGCAAUGCGAAAGCGAAUCCUGAGCGACCCCAGCUUCCUGUACCGGGCCCUGUACAGGGCGGACAACCUUUGGCUCGGCGUCUUCCUGGGCUCCUUCGGAGGAAUCUACAGGCUUGUGAGCUGUCUGCUACGAUGGACGGGCGACGGGGCCAGCGAUUGGCACGCACUUCCCGCUGGCCUGCUUGCCGGCCUGGCCAUGUUCUGGUACCCGAGCCCCAGCAUGGCGCUCUACCUCACCUGGAAGCUGGUUGAGAACCUGUACAUGGCUGGAAUGGACAAAGGGAUCUUGCCUUGCAUUCCUGGCUCACCGGUGUUGCUGUAUUCUCUGUCGUGUGCCGUCCUUUUUUACGCAGCUGUUUUCGAGCCCCACAACCUGAGGCCAACGUACUGGGCAUUUCUCAACAGACUAUCGUCUCGCAGGUUCUCCCUCCUGAAUCGUCACGUGUACGACAUGUUCGGCGUCCAUUCCUCCAAGCUGUUCGACGACUUUUGGCCAAAGCUGGACUUGAAGUACACCACGCGGAAGUUCCAGGAGUCGGUGCUGGUUUGGGUGCCAUUUUGAAGGAGCGUAGCUUCGACGUCUUCACGGUGUACGGCCCAAGACUUUACCGCGUUGAACCCGGUUCAUGACCCAAGAAAAUGAAGGAAAACGAUCAAAUGAUAACCCCGGAUAAAAAAAAAAAACACGAAAAGACAAAAAAAAAGUGCCACCUACAGUUUAAGAAAUCUGGUAAAUUCAAUUUCUUGCAAAGCACUUGGAACAGUCAAUCGCUGCAACCUACGGGAAAGCGCGGCCAGUGACGAGGCUGAAAUUAUGUUUAGGCUUAAGAGAGAUAGAAAGAAAAAAAGGGAGAGAGGUUGGAUUGAAAGGCUGAGAGGCUAGCCUGUGUGCCUGGAUCUAGCAGGCUGCUCUACCCUGGGGGAAAGGGGAUAUUGAAGGAAAACUUUAGAAAGAUGAAAUGAGAAAAGGAAGGGUAUAUGGAUGGGGGUGAGGUAAUCGG
This is a messenger RNA of Ixodes scapularis (black-legged tick), 2100 nucleotides long. RefSeq names its product transmembrane protein 135. Lineage: Eukaryota; Metazoa; Arthropoda; Arachnida; Ixodida; Ixodidae. The transcript has 13 exons. The coding region runs from base 213 to 1661 and encodes 482 amino acids. The record is from RefSeq and is a predicted model, not a curated record.